AUGAGGGUCUUCCUAGGCCUGUUCGUCGCCUCACUUUCCAUCUUAAGGACGAAUGCGGAUAUGCGUGAAAACCUUAACACCCAGUACAAGUAUGAAGUCUGCAAAGGGAAGUACUUGAAUAUUGCUGCAUCCGGCGAUAAGAAAAGUCCAGCAUGCUGGAGCUUCUCCCGUGAUGAUGAAUCCGUUGAUCGGUACCAUAAAUUUCAAGAAGAAAUCGUGUCUCGAGGUUUCCAAUUUAGGGGUCGGAGGAAGGAAAUACUUGAAAUGCUCAUGCUCCAUGCACCAGAAAGCUUACAGCUGAAUCGCUACAAAGCGGCAAUAAUCGAGAGUGCAUUUGAGGACAGCUCGAUCCCGAAAGAGUUUAUAGAGGGCUUUUCAGAUUUGGUUGCCUUCCUAUGCUGCGUCACCCGUCAAGUAAACCUUCACUGGUCCGAAAAACAAAAGAAAAAGUGGAACGAUAUGGGGCUGGACGUGGAGGCGGAGCUCUUGAAAAGUGAGGAACAAAUUCUACAAGCAUACCUACUCACAUACUCAGCUUUGGAUAUAUCUUUCCCCAGUCUCAUUCAAUCUGACUCCUAUCUUGCUGUAAUGACCCUAGCCUCCCAUUCCCUCCAACCAUCGGUAUGCCUUGUAGGGGUGCGACAGCAAAUGAACUCAAGUGAUAAAAUAGAAAGAAGCAGCAAUAAUAGGAAACGCCAACGACAAAACAAAGGAGACGUUGCGCGAGUGGUUUUCUGUCAAAACACUAUCACAAAAACUGUAGCUCCGACUGUACCUGUGGCUGCUCCAGCUCCAGAAAACACCCUACCGUCUGAAGUGCGUUUCGGGAUUGCUGAUGCGCUUCUUGUUCUUGCUUCUGGUUCAAAGAUUCAUCUGGCCCUUGAUCCGGAAAAGGAGCAUCUAGAGGUUGAUUUAGGGAAACCAGUGGAUCAGUGUACCAGAGUUGAGGUGAGGGAGCGCCUUCUUGAACAGCAAGAGGCCAUUGAGAGGGAGAUCUUGAAGAACUUACCGAAAUCAGAGUCAGAAGAAGCAAAAAGCGUACCACAUUGGCACACAAAAGCCGUCAAUAUUCCUGCAGAUAUGAAAAAUAUCAUCCACGCGGCAGAAGCAGGCUCUACUAUUCCCUUCGGCGUUGAAGUAAAAGUGGGUUUGACGAAAGCCCAUCUCAAACUUCUUUCUGGAAAGAUGGUCGAAUUGGAGCUCAAGCCCGAGGCGCAUUCCUUUACGCUCGAAUUGGACACGCCAGUGGAAAAGUGUACGCUAGAAGAUAUAAGGACACAGCUGGAGAAACAGCGGGGUAACAUUCAGUCUCUCCUCAUGAAGGCCACAAAAGAAUCCACGUCAGAAGAAGCAAGAGCCUCACAGAUAUGGGAAGUCCCAGAAAUCGUUUUGGGUACAAAUUUGGACUCUAUUAUAAACGCAGCAAAGGAAGGCGGCGUUGUUCCCUUUGAAGUGACAGGCAAGCGCAACGCUAAUUCACAUGCACUCAGCUACAUUUCCCUCAGAAAUGAUCCACAGGUGCCAAACUGGUGGAGACCCUUAGGAAAAGUGGCAGUCACACUAAAAAACUAUCUUAAAGUGACGCGAACUCGUCAUGAUAAAGCCGAGGCCUCCGUUGUUUACUGCGAAAAAUACCCCUUAAGUCUGGAUCUCUCCCCAUCUGAAGUGAGGGAGAAGACGCUGCAACAAAUUGUGGUGCUGCUGAAUGCGAGUUCCCAGGAGUCGGAGGAUGUCCGUAUUGGGGCUGCAUGUUUGACGUGGGCUGCCAACGUGGAUAUUUAUGAACGGUUGCAUAUGACCAUGAAGCAAGACUGGGGACCUGUGAAAGUGAUUGAUGGAGCACCAACUGCAGCUGAUUGGCUCGGCGUAAAGCUGCAGACUUCCUUGGAUACAAACGUUAUUCGUGGAGGAGAAGGCGCGCAUAAGGCAGUUAAACAUAACACGCGCAUGUGCAUUGAUGCAGUUCGGAUUAUCGGGAUUAUCAUGAGUCAGAGGAGGCAAGAUAAUCCUGAUGCGCCCAUCGUGGGACCGGGGAGCGUGCUGGCUACAGCAUUAAAUUUGUCGUUUGACGAUGACGAUAUUUUCGCUGAGCUUACAACGAAGUUUUCCUUGGCUCGCUGCAGCCGCGAGAAAUCAGCAAAAAAGGCAAAUAUGUGGAGCCUGGCGCCGGUUGUACUUCUUGCCCUCAUAACCUGGUAUUCGGAUGCUGUUGAGUGUCUCCUGCAAACCAAGGGAGAGCAACGGUUCAUGCUGGCUCUUCUUGCUAUUCCGCCAAAGACUCAGUUGAAGGGUGCUCUCUCAUUCGUGACCCUAUUCAACAAAGCUCUGAGCAGCCUCAAAACAGGAUCCUCAAAGCCAAAAUCAACACUCGAACAAGCUGCACGCAAUUGCGAGCAAUUACAACUGGAAACCGGUGUGGAGAGAAAAGCAAAUGCCCACGCACAGCUAGGGGAGGGUCCGAAUAUGUUCUAG
Molecule: messenger RNA, 2472 nt
Organism: Cyclospora cayetanensis
Lineage: Eukaryota; Apicomplexa; Conoidasida; Eucoccidiorida; Eimeriidae
Exons: 8
Coding region: 1-2472 (823 amino acids)
Source: RefSeq, a predicted model, not a curated record